Molecule: messenger RNA, 8552 nt
Organism: Pomacea canaliculata
Lineage: Eukaryota; Metazoa; Mollusca; Gastropoda; Architaenioglossa; Ampullariidae
Product: sodium-dependent dopamine transporter-like
Exons: 21
Coding region: 2331-4268 (645 amino acids)
Biological process (GO): dopamine uptake involved in synaptic transmission; sodium ion transmembrane transport
Cellular component (GO): neuron projection; neuronal cell body membrane; presynaptic membrane
Molecular function (GO): dopamine:sodium symporter activity
Source: RefSeq, a predicted model, not a curated record
AUGGGCACCUGACUUUUUUAUUGAGAGGGCUGAAAAAGGUAAGGGGGCGAGGGAGAAGAGAUAAGCAUUAUUUUCCUCACAUAAAGCCUGGAUGAAGGGAUCUCACACCCCAAGAGAUCCCUCAACGACAGGAAGACACCCUUUACAUGUUCACCAAAAAAUGCAGUUCAGUUUAUUCCACAAACAGUAACAAAACAGUAAAAUUCUAGUUGCAAACAGAUUAGCAAACAAGCCUGAAGUUAGCAAGUUGGCCAAAGUUACAAAGUUCCGAACUCUUGACCCCUGAACCUCUGGUUUCUUUGACCUUCACCCACAACUUUGCCAAAGUUGGACAAGUGCUGGACAUUUGUCUGAGGCUUUUAGCGCCAGUGUCAGCGGUCAAUAAGCGGGCGUUCGCUCGCAACAUUUGCGUGUAUUAAUGUUGUUAUUAUUUAAAUGGCAUAUCAAAGCUUACAGUAACCAAGGCCUCGAUAACGACAAAUGUUGUAAGACGCACACGUAAAAAUAACACAAAUGUCCGUGUGUGUGUGUGUGAGAGAGAGACAGAAAGCGAGAGAGAGAGAAGUUUAUUUUUAGACAUAAGCGCCACCGAAAAAUCAGCAUCAGCAUCGCCGUAUUCCUGUUUGAAUAUCACCAACAACCCUCGCAAUUUAUUUUUAUUUUUUUAUUAUUUUAUUUAUUAUUAUUUUUAUUUUAUUUAUUUAUUUUUUUUUUUUUUUGCACUGAUGUGAAACUAAUGGUAGACUGGUUGGCUCUGCUUGAAGCUGACAAGCUGCCAUUUUGGAGAUCGUUAUUGUUACAUUAUACGAGAAUCAAGGGCUGAACAGCAGUGUUGGCCAUUGUGACAUUGUGCCUCUGUGUCAUCCUGACACAGGUGACAAAUCCACUGCAGGUCUGGCCGCUUAGGGUCAGGGAAAGUACUUACCAACUCAGCAGGUAGGUGAAAUAUUCCCGAGCCAAGGGCGAUGUGACAGAAAUUCUGAAUCAUCGACCUGACAAUGGAGAGCGAUCUGUCAGACUUCCCACGCCCAGAAGUUAAUUUAUCUUGAGCUUGAGCUCCAGACUACACAGUAAUUAAGUAAACUUUGCUCAAGCCUUCCUACUGGCAAAAUAAACGAGGAAGGUUAAUGAGUGCGCUGUCUUACGAGUGCCCAGGUUGUGCAACAAGCGCGUGCACGACUUCGUGGAAAUGGAGGCACGAAGCUCGUCUUUUCACGCAGACAUUUUAUUAUCACGAGAAGUGUGCAAAGCAAACACGGACUGAGUCGUUCUUGCCUGCCUGGGGUCACCUGCCAGUUUUUCUUAUAAUGACAGCCAUACAUACAUUCACUGUCAACAUUCUGGAGCUGCUGGGUCCACCAGUCGUCAUGGCUGCAGACGAAACGCCGUCUGCCGGAGACCCAUUAUUCAAACUGUCCUCAGAGGGUAACAGCCUUACACUUUAUUUCAAAGUUUACAUGUGCGACUAGUCCAACCCUACCUUCUGGAAAUUUGCCCAGUUUGUACAAAAAGCAACUAAUUACAGAAGCGUUUGGAUAUAUGUGUACUGGAAGUCGACAGCAACUCCCGGAUCUGUGACAAGCGCAGGACCUUAGAAGGGUCAACCCACGGUGUGUACGCUCGGUCCCAGUCGACAGGCCUCCAGGGAAUGCUUUCGGGGGCAAGGUUCGAACUCUUAAUUCGACCAGAACGAGCCCCGGGGUGCCUGGACCAAUCAGAAACGCGAAGGCAAUUGAUCCGCGGGCGAUGGACCAAUCGCGGCGGGGCGCGAGCAAGCGGGGCAUGGACUGGCCGCUGGCGGGGAUGCAGAAGGUGGAUGGCGGUCCAUGAAACUGGAGACUAAAUGGCUGUGGAGACAGCGGAGUGUCGGGUAGAAAGAAAAAUUGAACGAGCUGUGUCCGCGGGCCAACCUCGUGCUGAGUGACAGCUACAUCCAGAGCCCUCUGUCCUCCAGUCACACCUUUACGACGUCACACGCAGGACAGGAAGUGGCAUUGUCAUAGCAAGAACAGAGCCUCACAUUCAGCUAUGCACGUGAGGAUAACGAGAAUCUCGCCUCCAACUGUGGAAGAAAGCCCGCAGACAUUUCUGGUCCAGCACAGCCGUGACCUCUGACCCUUAGGGGGAAAACGAUCUGACUAAAGGUUUUGACGGAAGGGGAGUACAUAUGGCAGAGGCAGCAUGCAAGUGCUGGGACGAAGUGCUGGAUAAGUAACUGUGAGACUCAUCCAUCGGACACAAUACGGGUACACUGACGAGGGCAAAGAGCUCCAGGCGCCGUUAACCCCAUCUUCCUCGCUUCCUGUGUCAAAGACAACUGCCAGAGCACGAUGGGAAGUAAGGGAGAGCAUCGAGACGGACAAUUCAAUGCCCCGACGACAGAGAUUCAGUUGCAAGAGAAGCAACUGGAUGGGGCCAUGGAGAGAACACUCAUGCUGAAGGACGGGCAGAAGAUGGAGAUCACCAUGCUCCCCCACACAGGAGGGACAUCAGAAAGUGAAGGUGAUGGCCGAGAGACUUGGGCCAAGAAGAUCGACUUUCUUCUCUCUGUGAUUGGCUUUGCCGUAGACCUGGCCAACGUGUGGCGAUUUCCUUACCUGUGCUAUAAAAAUGGAGGAGGCGCUUUCCUGAUUCCUUACCUGAUGAUGCUGCUGCUGGGAGGCAUUCCUCUCUUCUACAUGGAGCUGGCCUUGGGGCAGUUCAAUCGCACAGGGGCCAUAACUUGCUGGGCCAACAUCUGUCCUCUCUUUAAGGGUAUCGGGUGGGCCGUGGUGCUGAUCGCCUUCUACACAGACUUCUUCUACAACGUUGUCAUCGCCUGGUGCCUCCACUUCUUCUUCGCUUCCUUUACCACCGACCUGCCCUGGACCUCCUGCGACAACGACUGGAACACACACUUGUGCCACGACGGCAGGAUCGACGCCAACGUCACAAACGUCACGCAGGUGAACGUCACGGUGGUGGGAGUAGCGGAUGUGACGUACAACAUCACCAAAGCUAACUUCAGUGAGGUGGACAGCUUCCGGUCCUCGGCGCAGGAAUACUUUGAGCGCGGAAUGUUGUCCUUGCAUAAAAGUGAUGGUAUAUUUGAAGUGGGCAAAAUCAAGUGGCAACUCGUCCUUUGUCUGCUGGGCGUUUAUCUCAUCUGCUACUUCAGCCUCUGGAAAGGAAUUCACACAUCAGGAAAGGUCGUGUGGUUCACCGCCCUCUUCCCCUACGUCGUCCUCCUCAUCCUGCUCUUCCGGGGGGCAACCCUCCCUGGUGCUGCCGAGGGCGUAAAAUAUUACCUGCUUCCGUCAUUCGCUCGUCUUCAGAACUCAGAGGUCUGGAUUGACGCUGCCCAUCAGGUGUUCUUCUCGUUGGGCCCUGGCUUCGGCGUUCUGCUCGCUUUCUCCAGCUACAAUCCUUUCCAUAAUAAUGUUUACAGAGACGCUUUGAUAACAAGUGCCAUCAACUGCCUCACAAGCUUCUUCUCUGGUUUCAUCAUCUUCAUGAUCCUGGGGUACAUGGCACAUCGCGCAAACAAAGACAUUUCAAAAGUAGCCACUGAAGGUCCGGGACUAGUCUUCGUUGUCUACCCAGAAGCCAUCUCCACUCUUCCAGGGGCGACGUUCUGGGCAAUCAUCUUCUUCCUAAUGUUACUAACGUUAGGUCUCGACAGCUCGUUUGGAGGGUCAGAGGCCAUCAUCACAGCCAUGGCCGACGAGUUUCCAUGGUUGCGGAGUCAUCGUGAGAUCUUCGUAGCUGUCCUCUUUAGCCUCUACUUCAUCGUCGGUUUGGCAAGCUGCGCAGAGGGUGGCCUCUACGUGGUGACUCUCAUGGACAAGUUCGCGGCUGGCUACUCCAUUCUCUUCGCUGUCUUCUUUGAAACUCUCGCCAUUUCAUGGGCAUACGGACUCGACCGCUUCACCGAGGACUUGGAGGCGAUGCUUGGCCACAAGCCUGGGUGGUACUGGUAUAUCUGCUGGAAGUUUCUGGCGCCCCUGUUUCUGUUGUUCAUCAUGGUGUUUGGUCUGGUGAACUACACACCCCUCACGUACGACGGUUACGUCUACCCGGUGGGAGCCUCCAUCAUCGGGUGGUCCAUUGCACUGUCCUCAAUCCUGUGUAUUCCAGGAUUCGCGAUCUACAGCCUCAUUCGCGCCAAGGGGUCACUGUCAAAGAGGCUGCAUUACCUGCUGGAGCCGCGAAACCGUCGGGAGUUGAAGAUCCACAACGCUCGUAACACGGUCCGACUCAACGGCGGAGGACAAGGCGCCUAUGUCUGAGAUUUGUUCGCUGUACGAAGCGAGCAUGGCUGACCGGAAGUUGCGUGCGAGACUGAGCAAAUGAGCAUUGCCCGCUGGUCCAGUGGCGUUUUCAUUGUGAAGGACUAUUACGAUCGACACAGGGAGAAGAUAUUACAAAUUUCCCUCACGAAUCCUGGAGACAGUACCAGGUAGCUGGUGUUCAGAUGAGGUGCAGACAAAAAAAAAAAGAGAGAAGCGAGGGAGGGGUCGGAUGAAGAACGGAAGUAAAUAGCACCGAGGGGAAAGCAGGGGUUAGUACUAAGGGAGAUAAGUGCUUCUUUUGAACGUUGUGCACACUACAGCAAGGACCUUCUUCCGACCCUGACCACUGAAGCAGUAGACACUGGAUAAUCUGGAAAGCAGUGCAACCUCGCGAGUGAGUUAGAUGCUCUGAUCACGUGACUGUCGAUGUCUGUCGAGUUACUCCGUUUUCCACGACAGCGGCCAUGGUUACAAGUUAAGGAAGACACUCAUGUAAACUUCGUCUUAGUUUAGAGUAGCUACGAUAGUUAGGUGUUAUGUAGGCGAGUGGACAUAUGGCACUAGUUCUGUGUAAUGUCUGAAAAAGAUUCUAACUUAGGAUGUAUACUGCUAUAUAAUGCUUUUGUGACGAAUCUGGUUUUGCAUAUCUCGGAAAAAACAAAAACCUGGUUUUUUUUUUUAAAUUACUAGAUAUGGAAAAGGCUGAACAGUGACUCCGUUAUUAUUUGGUCAAAAAAUACAAAGAAACAGUUUGCAAUGACUUAGUUAAACAGUGCAGGGGCCACUAAAGUUUGAAUGCCCCAGCUACAUACCUGCAAGAAUGUUUUUGAGUAAGUCGAUAAAAUGGCCGGUGAACUAGUUUGGUAACUAUCAAGAAAUAAAAUCACUAAUUUUUUUUAAUUGAGAUUUUUCCCCACCUACUCUCUACACCUCUGGGAGUCUGUACUGCCUAGAAAACAUUUUGACUAAAACUGGAUGAAUUGUUCUAUUCAGAUUAUCAGACCAGUUCUUGACCACCUGCUUUUUUUUAUUGCAUAUCGAAACGUGUGGGCGGCUUUAUUCGAAUAUUGUGAGGAAGACUUUAGUUGAAUAGUGUAAGGUUGGCUUUAGUCGGACAAUGAGCAAGCGGCUUUAUUCAAGUAAUGGGAGUGAGACAUUAGUCCAGUCGAACAAUGUGAGAUUUUAGUCGACUUAUGUGAGCGUGGUUUUAGUCGAACAAUGUGACGACGGCUUUAGUCAAUGUAAACGUCUGGGUAUGUCCAAGCGUCUUGGAUCGCAGUUUCUUGUCUUGUUAUUUUGUAGUGUUGUUGCUGUUGUCUGUUGGCUGACAGUUAAGUUUGACUUAAACAUUGUUGACAUGAGUUGUUGAAUUCCCUGAUGCAAUACACAGCAUAGCAAUAACGAGUAUUUUGUAAAUAUGGACUUUUUUUUUCGCUAUCAGGUUCGCAUGCAAGUUUCGAUGGCCAUAGUUUGUGCUUUGAAUAUUUCCCGUGAACACAGCAGCAUGCGCUAGUGCAUGCAGAUAAGUGUGUUUCGUGUUGUUUAUAUUAUGUUGUGAUGGAAACGUUUUACUCCGCUUUGCUAAAUCAAGACAGAAAGGAAACGGAUAAUUUAGAAACAUCAGAAGUUUACAGUCUUUCAGACUAUGAGGGGGAAACAAAUAACAUAGGGAAAUAAAAGCUGCAAACAACCACAGUUAAUGGCUUUCCUGAAUAAUAGCCUUUUAUUGUCCGUCAUAACAAAGUUAUUAGCCCUCAGUAGAGAAACUCGCCAACCCUUCACACAGAAACAGCAUUUGCAGAUGUCCUUUAGCCUUUCUUAUGCCACUUGCUUGAUACUUCGUGUGGACCUAGCAAACUUUUCAUGGCACAAUAAACCUUUGAGAGUGCCAAAGAUAGGUGCCAUGCGAAAAAUGCUUUUUUAGUUGCAAUCAUCUGAUGUCUCUCAUACAGUCAUUGCAGUUUGUCAAUAGUUCGAGUAUUAUGGUCCUCCUUUUGCCCCGCUGUUCAUUAUUCCUAUAGCGCAAGUGAUGAUGAUGGAGAUGUUAAAGUGAUGAUCAUAGAAGUGAUAAAGUUGUUGUGUCGGAGCUCCCCAUUCCUGGUGACUGUGAUGCCAUUUGCAUGUUGUAACCGGCGAGUCUUGAGGCUGUGAUGGACAGGUAUGUUGCAACAAGUGUGUCGGCUCCACCACGCCGUUGUUAGAGUACUUGCUGGAUAUUGUCAGAUCCACAAAAUCGUCAAAUCUUUUGUCUAGCAGUGAAACGUGUUGUAGAUGUAUAGUUCUUGACAAGCAAAAUCUAAACAAUCAUUUUUUACAAACUUUCUCCAUGCUCUCUGUAGAUAUUUAGGUUCAUUUUGACCGCGAGUAUUGUAGUUGUCACUGUGAAAAAAACUCUUCUGAAGCCCUUUCAACAGGCCGCCCACGUCAUCUUAGUAGCAAGUGGACUAGUGUGUGACCUAAUUAGCAUGUGUGACCCAUAUUCAUUGUGAUAUCAAUUUUCUUUGUCAACAGUUAACGACUUCUUGAAACAUCAUCCUCGAUUUGACUUCAGCUUUUUCACUGUCACCAUGGUUGGCCUCAGAAAUAAGAUAAACUUAUUUGUUUAUUCGCAUUCAUUUUUCAUGCAACAUCUUUGGAAAUUAAUUUUUUUUAAAAGCUUGGAUUCUGUGGAUUUAAAACAAAAUCUCCAGCAAGGUUAUAUUUAAAUUAAUUUGUUGUCGUUUGUACUAAGCUCUUCUGUCAUCUUUUCAUCCAUGGCCCCUUUUUGUUGUCAUGUAUUGAACCUAAUGCGGAGAAGAAGUGGUGAACGUUAUGUUUUUAUACUGAAACAAAAAAAAAAAAAUCCCCGAGCCGUGUUGUUUAAUGGGUGUCACGUAGGUAGUGUCAACAUAGAAGUGUGCCGUGUGCAAAGCUAGAUUAGGGUCACAGCUUCUACCGUCUUUGGUUUGUUGGUUGGUUUAAUAGGAAAGUGCAUCCACCUAACGGUGACUUCGCACUAUGGGGAAGUGGGAGAGAGAGCUAGACCAGAGUACCCGGAGAAAACCUCCCAACGCCCUCACAUACAAAAAGUGUCCCGAGACGAGAUCUGAACCCUGAGUUUCUCACUACAGUGGUGACAAGCUUCCGGUUCUUUCUCUUCUCAAAGAAAUAUGCUAUCGUUGACCACUCGUGUAUGACAGACCCCUUACCUACGUAGCCUCCCCUUGUGAUAGCGUCCGUACCACAGUAGCCGACCCUUGUGUGUGAUGCAUGCUUCAUGAAGCCGGACUUUGAUACCAAGUUUAUUGUUGACUCGAUAAUGACCUUUCCUACCCGAGGGGUCAUUUCAUUGUUGUGUCUAUUAAUGCGUGUUGUUGUUAAGUGUUUGUAUAUAGCAACACACAUUGUAAGAUGUAAAUUGAAUCCAUGCCUACUGUUCUUUUGCGUGACAGAGCCGACAGCGAGUAACGGCUUUUGAACAAUAAUUACCAUUUUUGCUAUGCUUAGGCAGAUCGACUCUGAGAUUUCCCCGUAUGAUAUUGUUUCCUGCAUCAGAAUCCACCACAAUUAGUUCCUAUCAAUUUUUCAAAUUGAAAAACUGCUAUUGGCGUUCCUAGAAGUCAACAAUAUUUCAUCAUUGUUUGAUUAACCAAUAGCUACUUAGACAAACAACUGCACCACCCUGUCACGUGUCCUGUGCUGGAGACGAAUUCUCUCCCUGUGAACCUACAUCCCGCCGAUAGAAAUACAGUCAUUUGUUGUUUCUUUAUAAAUUUUAUGGCGAGAACUUUCCUGUUUAUGAAAUUACUCCCUAAUUUGAGGAGAUCCCUAAGGAACUGUACUUCUCUGCAUGGACUGUUUGUGCAUACGAAGGUAUCUCGGAAUACAAUAAUCUAAUUACAACUGAGAAACCGUCUCUUUUUCAAACACUUUCAACCCUUCAAACUAAUUAUAAAUAUUUAGUGGCAUACUGAUCCAUAGUGUUUUCCACAUUUUAAGUUUCUAAGUUCAAUGUUGAAAAUGAAUCAAGGAUAGUUUUUAGUGUAACUGUCUAGGCCUGUAGUUGUUGCAAGACGGUCAGUUUACACCACGGAGUCCCUGUGUAUGUAAAACAGUCUUGUAGACGCCAAGAGUUUAUAUUAUGUGCUCAGAACAGGUAACUGUGUGUUUAGAUGUGAACCUUGAUGUGUAGAGCAAGUGGAGAGUAGGUAGAGGGAUGUAUACGUGUACUAUGCGUCUGUUUAUUGCUUGAUUGUUUUCCUCCUUUGAUACGACCAAACAAAUAAAAGAUGAGUCACCAAA